AUGGUCUACACAAUCGUCGUGCACAUGCGUGCAAAAUCCUCCGACCCAGACGUGAUCCAAAAGCUUAAGAACAAGCUCAUCGAAGCUUCCAGGGUAUAUUCCAAGGACAAGGAGACGGUCUCUUGGCUUGUCAUGCAGUCGGUCCACGAUGAACGCGACUUCACCAUCGUUGAACGAUAUGAGAAGGAGAGCAGUCAGAAGUACCACUUGGAAAAUCCCUACUGGAAGACAUUUGACCCCUACGUUAUACCGUUGUUGGAGGGCAAGAUGGAUCUGAGGAGGUUUGAAGAACUAGACACCAGCAAGGACGUCGUGGUGGAGUGA
This is a messenger RNA of Capronia coronata CBS 617.96, 324 nucleotides long. RefSeq lists its product as uncharacterized. The record is from RefSeq and is a predicted model, not a curated record. Lineage: Eukaryota; Fungi; Ascomycota; Eurotiomycetes; Chaetothyriales; Herpotrichiellaceae. The transcript has a single exon. The coding region runs from base 1 to 324 and encodes 107 amino acids.